AUGGACGAUGACUCUGACUCAUGUUUUUUAAUGGAUGAUUAUGAUCACCCACAACCAGGUCUUAUUUAUUCUCCCACACUUGUGCCAGGAAGGGGAGCAAGUCUGAUGGACCUUGACAAUCAGUUGUUGGGUUGUGACUGCUCUGGUGAAGAGAUCUGCCUUUCUGCCACUAGCUGUCAGACUGCUCAUGUCUGCCAACCAAACUAUACAUCUGAUAAAAAGUUGGUUGAUGAAAAGUGGGAUUCCUCUGGCAUUGUUGAAUGUAAUUCUCAAUGUCACUGCUCAAUCCUACACUGUUCAAAUAGAGUUGUUCAAUUUGGACCCAGGAAAAACCUAGAGAUAUUCGAAUGUGGUCCUCAAAAAGGAUAUGGCCUUAAAUCUCAAGAUUUCAUUCCAAAAGGAGCAUUUAUUUGUGAAUAUGCUGGAGAAAUAAUAGGAUUGAGUGAAGCAAAGUGCAGGUUCAAAGCUUUAUAUGCUGAAAAAAAAAUGAAUUACAUUUUUGUCUUGAGGGAAGUGAUUAAUUUCUCUGAAAGCACAUCUGUGAUUGAGACUGUUGUAGAUCCAUCUCUUAUUGGCAACAUAGGAAGGUACAUAAAUCAUAGCUGUGAUCCAAAUUCAGGCAUAGUUCCUGUACGAAUAAAUUCUCCAGUUCCUAGACUUGGAAUAUUUGCUAAAAAGAAUAUUGUGCCAGGGGAAGAAAUUACUUAUGAUUAUUCAGGCGGGUCUUUGGUUCCUCAGAUAAAUGAGGCAAAUAGCUAUGAAAAAAAGGCUUGUUACUGUGGGGCUAACUGCUGCAAGGGGUUUCUUCCGUUUGAUUUGAGCCUUGUAUAA
Messenger RNA from Frankliniella occidentalis (western flower thrips), 831 nucleotides. Its product is annotated as histone-lysine N-methyltransferase SETMAR. The coding region runs from base 1 to 831 and encodes 276 amino acids. The record is from RefSeq and is a predicted model, not a curated record. Gene Ontology annotation, cellular component: nucleus. The transcript has a single exon. Gene Ontology annotation, molecular function: protein binding; zinc ion binding; histone H3K9 methyltransferase activity. NCBI's taxonomy places the organism in Eukaryota, Metazoa, Arthropoda, Insecta, Thysanoptera, Thripidae.